AUGUGGGUUCUCCAGGCCUUGGCCAUCAUGUUCAGCAUCCAAGCAGGAGUACUUGACCUGGUGGAAGUGCCCCCCGAGGUGCGCAAUCUUCCUGUUGCUCUUCCUGCUCCGGUCAAUUUCCCUGCAGUUCUCCCAGGUUCUCCAGUCCUCAGUGGUCCAGCCAAAAAUCCCAUGCUACCUCCCAAAAGGCCUGGAGCUCCUUCCAGAGGUGGAAAGUGUGCACCUGCAGCCAGAUACUUCCUCUCCAGUGACAAACUUCAGGCCUACCUCCUGAGCACACUGCCCCCACAGAUUGAGGACAUGGUGAAGUGUGAUAAAGUUAACAUGGAAGGCGUGCUUGGGGAUGUCUUAGCCACGAUGCAGGACUCUAACCUGCUCUCCAUCUUAGAUAUCACUUCCCUCCUGCAAGGGGGAGGAGGGCUUGGCCUUGGUGGACUCCUAGGCAAAGGAGGUAAUGAGGAUCCCUCAAAGCCCUCAUCAGGAUCCAAGGCCACUGGUGGCCUUGGCCAGCUACUCCCAGAGGGCCUCCCAGGCAAGGAAGGCCUGGGCGGCUUACUAAGCCUUGGUGGAGGCAAAGGCUCUGGAAAAGGACUCCUGAAUGGGGAUGGGCUCUCCAAUGUCGUGAAGCCUCUGGAUGACAUAGUUGAAAAUGUGGACAGUCUGAAAGCUGCUGUUCAGGACAAAGUGAAGAGUGUGGUCCCAGAAAACAUCAAGGAUCCAUUUUCAGAUCUGCUCAGCAUGGAUAUCCAAGAAACUAUGCUCAAAUUAAAGGUGAAACAAGUAAAAGUGGGCAGCACGGAUAUAAACAUGGGAGCUGAUGGGAUCAAAGUUCUCUCGAAGUUACUGCCCGGCGAGAAGGAGAAGGGUGACUUGCUUGGACCAGUCUUCACCCUAUUGCAGUUUCAAUCUGUCAUGGAUGUAACAAUGAACAUUGCUGUUUCCUCCAACAACACCCAGUGCGUCAACCUUGAUGUCCAAGACACCCACAUGCAUGUCAAGGAAAUGAACAUCCAGUUAGUACAGACUGUCACAGAAACUGUUCCUCUGCCUACGGCUCUGCCCUUGAAUGACGUCAUCCCAAUAGUGCUGACAGCAAAAAUGAAUGAAAAUCUGGAAAACUCCGACUCUUGUGGUAUCGUCCUCAGUGACUUCAAUGACUGCAAGAACACUACUGGCUUAUUCAGUUACCAAGUUCACACUGCCAGGAUCUCUCCCAAAGGACUUUUCAUCGACUACUGUGUUAAAGCCAAUAUAGACAACAAAACAGUACCCGUGCCUGGAGGUCGGCUGCCUCCAGAUCCCAAAAACGCCAACGUGUCCAUAACCGUUGCCUCCUCAGCACUGAGGACACUUGUGAAAUACGUGGCCAAACAGGGCUCUGUUCAGAUGAAUGGCCUGGAAGCACAAAUCACCUAUAUAGCCUUUGCCCCCCAGGAAAACAAUAUGCUCAGAUUGCUGUAUAAGGUUGACAUAACAAAGGACAGCCAGCCCUAUGCCACUGGGGAAACGAAAUUAUUCAUCUCCCAUGCCAGCAAGAUUUUAAAUUCUAAGCUGAUACCAGAUGUCAAACUCACAAGGUCUGAGCACAGCAUGGUGCCCCCUGAGACUAAGGAUGAAGUAGAAGGCAUUAUGGCUGAAGUCACAAGGAAGGUCUGGUCCAGAUUCGAUGAGAUGUAUAAAAAAGAUGAGUAUUCGGACGGAGUGUCUUCAAAUACUCUAAAUAACUCCGAUGUCAAAUUGCUGAGAUCAAAUGACCUUCAGGCAGCAAGCUGAAGCCAGCACUACUGAACCCAAAGUACUGAACGACAGCAAAACCCCCUGCAAAUUCU
This is a messenger RNA of Rattus rattus (black rat), 1829 nucleotides long. Its product is annotated as vomeromodulin-like. Lineage: Eukaryota; Metazoa; Chordata; Mammalia; Rodentia; Muridae. The record is from RefSeq and is a predicted model, not a curated record. Gene Ontology annotation, biological process: sensory perception of smell.